This is a messenger RNA of Vitrella brassicaformis, 1022 nucleotides long. NCBI's taxonomy places the organism in Eukaryota, Vitrellaceae. The record is from the annotation of a GenBank genome assembly.
CUGUCGUCGGCGCUCCGGGCACCUUCGGUGCCCUCCGCAUUUGGGUCGAUCGCUGGCUAGUCGUUGCUCGGCUCGGCCCUUCGGGCCUCGCCUUCGCUCUACCGCUCGCAUCGCGGGAAGUCGGCGAUUUCAUGGUCGCGGUAGAGCACGUCUCCCUUCUCAUGCGGAAAGAGCUUGUCGACGAGAGCUUGCGUGAGGGUGUCGUCGUGAUUGCCCUUAAGCAGGUAGAGCGGCACAUGGCGGGCGAUGCACUCAAUCAGAGGAAUGAACUCGGACACUUUGGUGAUGCCGAAGCCCCGUCUGUAGAGGCCAUCAUCGAGGAUGUCCUCAGCUUUGAGCAUCGUCUCGUUGAAGGGCACAUCUGGGGGGCACAUACAAAAGACCAUCAUGGCAUGCCUUGCGUGCAUGGAGGUGUCUCUCCUGCAUAUCCGCUCACCCCACAGGUUGAAAAUGUCACCAAGAAUUGCAACCUGAAUGACGGAGACGAUGUGAGCAUAUUGCACUGGAUAAAUAUCUCCAUACGGCUUUGAUUUGGUGGGCUUCGAGCAGCCCUUUGGAGUGGUGCAGCUUGAGGAACUUUGCGAGCCCGUCCAGGGUGCUCUGCUUCCUCGUGUGACAACCACCAAUGUGGAGGUCAGAGAACACGCGGAGACGGUACUUCUUGGGAGGCGCACUUGCCGAAUGGUUGGAUACAUGCGACGUGCUGCCGUGGGCGUGAAGAAAUGACGAUUCUAAAGCGGAUGCCGAUCUCUCAUCGAUGUUGUAGCCUGAAUGUACAGGAACAAUGUCAUGCAACGUUGCUGUCUCUUCAUUACAGCGUUGCGGUGCACGCAGCUGCCUCGUGACGGUCGACAUUCUCACCUGCAGCAGGCCGCCCAAGGGCGAGGACGAUGGCGAAGAGAAUGGAAAUGGACCAAUUAGUCAUCGGCUCUUCGUAACGCGACGCCGCCCGACCAAGUAAUGGGGGCCGGCCCUCGACCCGGAGUCGUUACAACGGCCGGCAUCACUGCGGCUGGGCGCCG